GGGGAUGGCAGGGUUACAUUCGGGUCGUUCCGCCACGACAAUCGCGAGAACGCUUGAUCGUAUUUUAGAAGAGUCUGUGUUGACUGGUGAAUUAUUCUUAUGUGGACGCAAAAUAAAAGAAUAUCCUAAAAAUGCAUCGAAGUAUAAUUUAAGUGAUACUGUGAUAGCAGACUUUUCCCACAACCGGCUGUGCGAGGUACCGUGCGAGGUGUGUUCCUACCACUGGCUGGAGAAGCUUCUCAUCCACCACAACGCCAUCAAGCAGCUGCCGGCCGCACUAGCCUCCCUCUCCCAGCUUACUCUACUCGACGUCAGCCGCAACCAGCUUUCCGAUAUCCCGAGCUGCAUCAACCAACUGAGCAAUUUACGCAUCCUGAACUUAUCUGACAACCGUUUGACGAACCUGCCAUCUAACCUUGGUUGUGGACUACCACAUCUCACUCAGCUGGAUGUCUCGCAUAACCAGCUAACCGGCCUACCAGCGUCACUGGGUCAUUUACACCACCUGCGCAGUCUGCUGCUCAGACGCAAUAAACUUCAGACUUUACCUCCAGAAGUGUGUUACCUGCGGCUGUCAGUGCUGGACCUGAGCAGCAACAACAUCACGGCACUGCCCAGCGACCUCCGUUUUAUGUUAUCCCUUACAACCCUCCUCUUGUCCGACAACCCACUACUCUGCCCACCCACUCAGGUAUGCGCACGUGGUCGCGUGCACGUGUUCAAGUGGCUGGAGUUGUCGGCAGGCAAGGAGGGCAGGAGGACAGGUGUGCAGGAGUUGGAGCAGCGUAGGAACAGGAAACAUCUGCAGCAACAGCAGCAACUUGCACUGCAACAGCAACAGCUUGUACAGCAGCAACAACUGCAGCUACAGCAGCAACAUCUCCAGCAACUUCAGCAUCCUGACAUCAGCCGAGUGCUGAGUGAAGCGAGUGCAGGACAGCGCACCACCGUUGACAGCGGCUACAGCGACACCUGCGACUUCAACAGGUGGCCCUGCAACUCGCACGAGGUGGACGAUGAGGCUGGACUGCACGACCGCCUCGGUCGCCUCAGCCUCUCCGGCAGCUCUACGCCCAGCACCCUCAGCCCCACUGAUGCCGGCCUCAGCCUCGAGGAUGAGGUCCAUAAGGCGAUGCAGCAGCGCAUGGAGUUCGACCUGCUGUACUGUGGGGGCGAAGCUCCCCUCCCGCCGCCCCAUGAUAACACCACAGCCUCCAGUCCCCCUGACGCUCCCCCUGGGCUCGGUAGCAGGGGUAGGAGCUGCGAUGUAGAGGAUGGCGUUGCAUACUCCCCAGCCUCCCCAAGCAUCCUCCCUCACCUUACAGCGACGGCGGCCCCAGCUUCCCCAUCCACCGUGCCUACAUACAAGGACUACCUGGAAGCUAAGCGGCAGCAGCGGGCGCUAGAGGCGGGCCGCGUGUACAGGAGUGCUGCUGCUGACGGGGUGCCUUCCCGCCCUGACUCCCUCCCUUCUCAUCCCUCUAAUUCUUCCUACAGCAACGGAAACUGGAGUGCCUCUGAAGCAGAUCGCGCUCACGUUAAGACCUUACAGAAAGAGGCCGUGUUGUCUUAUGUUAAGUCUCGCGUGAGUCCUACGAAAGAAUCGUUACCAGGUUCACCGAACACAAGUUUUGACUCAGCUGGUGCCCCUGAGUCUCCUGUACCUCCUCCGUCUAAUGGACUGGGGCAUCAGCUUCCCGUAUCUUCUUACCUACACUCCCCACACGGGCCGACACGGUCGCCCUACCCCAGCGAAGAAUACAUUCAAGCCUCUCAUUUAAGUGGAGUAAACUCACCUCAAUCAAUCCAGAAAAUAGACUCAUCUGGAGUUCCUAAUAACGCAAUAUCUAAUUGCGGUCGCCCCACUACUCUCACCUCCUCCCGGAGUAGCAAUAGGUUAAUCAACAACAGCAACGGUAAUAAUAAUGGCAAUCGGUCCAACGGUGCCAGUGGUAUCCCCACCUUAAAAGGUUCUAGUAAUACACCUUCCCCAACCUCUCCUAUAUCACCAAGCAUUCCUAAGUCUGUAGCAAUCAAUACACGCUUCUUUCCCUCGACUAAUAACGUUUCCUCUACCGUAAAUAAUACAAGAAAUCCUUCCACUCGCUCUAACGGGACUAAUAAGAGCGCUAACGGCAAAAUACCUAACGGUAGUACCGGUAGCAGCAACAGUAACACCAACAGAACAGCAAUCAAUGGGAGUAUUCGGCCUGCUGCUGCCACCCCUGCAGCCAGCAAUACCGGCAAGACUGUCGUCGGCAACGGCGUCUCUAAAGCACCGAUGUUGGCCCAGCAGCGACGACGGGGCAGUGGUGCCGGGCUGGUUGGUAGUGGCAUCCCUGGCAGCACGAAUGGCGUGAGGGGCGACGCUGGUCUGGACGGCGAGGCGCCCUCCAAGCUCGGCUUCACGUACAGGCGGGAGAUGGAGAAGCAGCAGCACGAGAAGCUCCUGCUCGACAACUUGAGAAAUAUCAUCGAGAGCCGCCUGAAGGUGACGCUACCGAGCAACAUGGGUUCUGCUCUCGUGGACGGCGUCGUGCUUUGUCAUCUCGUGAACCACGUGCGACCACGUGCCGUGCCCAGCAUACACGUGCCUUCUCCUGCCGUGCCAAAGCUGACUGUCGCCAAGUGUCGUCUGAACGUCGAGAGCUUCUUGGAGGCGUGCAAGAAGAUCGGCGUCGAGGAGGACUUGCUGUUCACAGCAGACAACAUCGUGGAGCCGCCCUUUGAUGUUGAACUCGUACUUGCCACCGUACACAGGCUUGUGUUUCCCGACCAACCGCUGCCACAUGUCCUUCAACAUCUUCUGCCUCCCCCUGCGAAGUCCGUACCACAAUCUAAUGGCAGUGUUAAUCUUGACCCUGUAGUUGCGAACCGAAGGGUAAAUUGCGCUGAGCUAGGCUUGAUAGUGAGUGAAAAUGACAUGGAAAUUACUGAAAGUUUGGAGAAGAGUCCUGUCGAUGCCGAAAACGAUUUUGACACUUCCGUAGAAGAGAGGAAACGGCACUCAGAUGUCGCAGUGGAAUUUGGGAGCUCUGAAGUAAACGUUGAACGAUGCCACCUCGGCUCUGCUUCGUCUGGAAAUAACAAUACGGCGAUGGAAAGCUCAUCCGAUCGGCCGGGCCAUAGAGUGAACAGUUUAGUUAUAGCAUUCGAGAGUCGUCUGAACAGCCUUGAAGGAAACUCUUCGCCUGAACGCGAAAAAUGUUCAGAGUCCUCUCGUGAAGAAAAUCAACACUCGCCUACUGAAGUCAAACUCCUCUCUGAUGUUGAUCAACCGGAUAAAUGGGACCCGACGAUGACUGAAAUUACCACAGUCACCGAGUCUCGCGAUGAUUCCGGUUCUGCUGCGGUUGACGUUUUGAACACAAAGCGACUAACCUCGGGCGGAAGUUUGGACCUCAGUGUGCCUGAUCUUGUAACCUCUACGAAUGGCUGUAAUAAAUUAGUGCCUAUGCAAGGAUCUUUGCCCCACAAAUGUGCCUCUAGUGUGCUCUCUGAUUCUAACAUAGGUGUUGGUGCUGUCAUUUCUCAUGCUCGGCCUGUUUUAGAUAAGUUCUCAGUCGAUGCACAAUCGGCGUUUUUUGAAGUGCCUAUAAAAACCGUUGAUGAAACUCUGGUAACUCCUACAAGCACUGCUAUGGCCACCGCUCCGUUGCCUGUAAGAGACGACAGACUUCUGUCGCUAUUCCUCCUUGCAUUUUUCAUACUGAGUUCAGCUUUACUAAUAAUGUUUCCAAUAGGGCAGUAAAUUUGCCGACCUUGCCCCCUAAGUAGGCCAACUUUGCGUCGUCUCGGCAUUUUAUCUAUUUUUUUUCUUAAUAUAUACGAUAAUAGCGUUACGCUGAUCAAAAGGUCUGAUGUCGUGAUUAAGGUGCUCCCUUUUUCGGGUGUGCACCUUAUGCUUUUCUUCAAUUAGAACUGUAUGGUCGCCAUCAACAAUGAUCUGUUGAUGGUAAUGUACUGAAUUUAAGCCUCGUGUAAGUUUCCUCAUUAAGCUUUGCUUGUGCUUGUCCUGUUUGUCUGCAGCACGACAGUGUCAAAACAUUUUUUGGCCGUUGCGUGUGCGAUGACGUACGAUUGAGUCAUACUAAACUUUCGAAAUUUUCAUGCUCAUGACGUAUGGCAUUUUGUGUUCGGAGAAUAUUUAUGAAGGGUGAUGAAGAUGUGAUAUUUUUCGUCUCGUUCUUUCAUGUCGUUUUUCUCAAUUCAGUUUCGACAAUUAUAUAAAUCGCCCGAAGAUUUCAUCCGUAUUGUGGUUUACGGUCUUUCAUCAGAAUUCUAAAAUAUGAGCUGCUGUGAGUCAAGAUUUUAUUUUUGCCAGAUUUAUGUGAAGCUAAUAUAUAUAUAUAUGGGCAUCAGUAGAUAAAGAUAGCAUAAGAUUAAGGCUUUUACCAGGCUCAUAACCAGCUUCCAUCGAGUGCCUCUGCAACAGUUGCUACUGUUUCAUUGUUCACACCUAUUCAUUGCUGCCACUGAACGCGGGAUUGCGAGCGAGCAAAAAUGUAGCUUCUGUAUUAUGCGCGCUCUGGCGCUAUCCUGAUGCCAUGCUCGUUUAUUUCUUGUGGCGAAUCUUUCUCAUGGCAACUGCACUUUUACUGACUUUUGUGGGAGAUUACUGAACUUUGUCGGUGUUUUCAGUGCAGAUUACAAACAUCGAAACUUGUGGUAAUGCAAAAACGUCAACGGUCACGUAGCAAGUUAUUAUUUUUAAAUCGUGCAAUUCUUCAUUAUGUUUCAGUGAAUUAUUUGUGUAUGAAGCCCUAUCAAAGGUUUAAUUUUCAUUGAAAGGUUGUGUAACUUUUGCCCCUCAAUUUGGCAUUUCUCGCAACGUAGAGUGUUCGGAUAUAAGAUAUAAUAAGAUGUCUACCAUAUAGGUGAAGAGAAUUUCCAGUUGAUAUAUCCGUAUUAGCGGAUUCAUUAAGUAACAUUUGUUCAGGUGCUUUUUACUGUGUAAUAUGAAUAAAAGAGCUAACUUUAGAUAACUAAAUAAAAAGUCAAUGUGAGAAAGACAUAUAGUGUUUUUAACGACUGAGAGCUUUUAAUCUAUGCCAAUUUUUUUCUAGUCUAAAUUAGUGAAGCCAAAGAUACCAUGAUAGGGAAGUGUCGGAUUAAAAGUGGUUUGGGCCUGAUCUCUGUUGCAUUCUAAGAUGCCAACAGGUUACAACUUCAAGAUGAUUUCAAUCAACCUUCGAAUAACCUUUUUUCGAUAUUUCAAUAGACAGGCUGUAACCUCUUAAGGAUAUUGUAGACGAUUGUACUUUUACCUUAGUUUUUUACCAAAGAUUUGUGAAAAUUAAGAGAUAGACUGAUUUUAUGGAGCUCUCUGUUUCAGUUUUUUUAUGGUUCAACAUUUUAACCUAGUCCGAGAUGUAUGAAAUUAACGUUCCCUGUACAGGGCCCCAUUUUAUCAAAUUUCCUAGCACAAUUUCUGUAGCUAAGCCUGCAACUGUGGUAUGCUUCGAGAACAUCAUUUUUUAGGAGCUAUAAUGAAGGUAUAGCUUAAUAUUUACUGCACCUCCAGCAUGAUCGCCAUAUCUGUACCGUAUUAAUAUGUUUUCCAUUGCCAAUUAAUGAUAUACCUAUAAAGACAUGUUUGUCUCCCGUAUGUGAUGUAAUGUUACAAAUAUUCGUAUGACGCUACUUUCUUAGCAAGAUCGUGUGAAAAGCCUUUGAUUCCACCGAUUGGUAUUACGAUUCGAUGUUCCUUUUUUCUAUUGCGAAGUAAGUAUACCACUGUUGAUCCAGCAAUGGAACGCGACAAAUUCAUUUAAAUCACUUAAGCGUAUUGCAGCAACCUACUUGCUUGAUCUACCAUUUAAUCAAAUGAUUAUUGCAACUAUGAUAUUAUUAACUGACCUCUUACUUCCGUUUUCCUUCUCGAAACGCACAAAAGAAAACCACUCGCAAGUUUAUUUAGAACGAAUGUUUUAAAACCUACAACAAUGUAUUGCUCUGUGCCGCUCGAAUAUACGUACACAUAACGUUCGUGAUUGGCAUGACUUAAAUUGGUGUCUGUUUCAUCUAAUUAUAUUGAGGAGCGUGAAAUAUUGUAUUAAUAAGAUUUAUUUUCAAUGUAACUGCUUGAACUACAGCCCUACCGCUGUUUUUAAUAACGCUCGCUCUGCUGCUGGAUUUGCUUCCAAUCUUAGGCCUUCCAUAGAUUACUUGUCACGUACGAAAGUGCCACGUACUUGCAUCAUUUCUUCUUCUAUAAGGCAGAUUUUAUUUUCAAGUGUUGUACGGUACAUCAUUUUGUCAUUCAAGACCUGUAUGUAAUUAUUGUUGCCGUGAGUGAUCAAACUGGCAUAGUAAAUAUUCAAGAAGAUGUCGAUCAUUUGAUUAUGAAAAUGAAAUUUUGGUAUGUGUGAAGACAAUUUCCUCAAAUAAGCGUGCAAACAUUCUAAUGGUCAACUAUUCAAUUAAAUGUUUGGUUUCUUUGACUUACUGCGCAGUGAUUUCACUACUUGAACGGUGCUGUUCAUACUUAACAGUUAAUGAUAGUAAAGUACGUUAAAAUGUAGUUUGACUUCCACAGUAGCUUGUUCUAGAUUUAAGUGGUUUUCAUGUUCCUGGGUCGAGCCGAACGAGAAAGCGAACUUGAAUGAACUUUUCUGCAUAUUGAAUGUAUUGAAGUAUUGCAAUAAUAAUGAAGUGAUAAUUUCACUACAAGAACGAUGAGCCUGUCUUUCCUUUGAGCUUGAUUGGUUUGGUAUGACAAGCGUCACAAAAUGUAUCGGUAUUUCCUUAGUAUAAACUCAGUUUACUUAUCCAACGCAACCGAAUAUAAUGGACAAAUUUUUCGCACUGCCUGGGUCUGUUUUAGCAUUGAAAUAUUCAACGUAAUUUGUGCCCCAAUAUUAAUGGGUUAAAAAACACUUAUUUCCUCUGGGUAGGUGAUGAUGGUAAUGAUGCAUCUUCCUGAGCGCGACCUUAAAAGGAUCCUUUUUUGCACUAGACAUUCCCAAUAAAAAUCAGUGUUAU
Molecule: messenger RNA, 6984 nt
Organism: Hyalella azteca
Lineage: Eukaryota; Metazoa; Arthropoda; Malacostraca; Amphipoda; Hyalellidae
Gene: Lrch
Product: leucine-rich repeat and calponin homology domain-containing protein
Exons: 16
Coding region: 5-3751 (1248 amino acids)
Molecular function (GO): protein binding
Source: RefSeq, a predicted model, not a curated record